This is a messenger RNA of Coniophora puteana RWD-64-598 SS2, 201 nucleotides long. RefSeq lists its product as uncharacterized. The transcript is spliced from 3 exons. The annotation marks the transcript as partial. NCBI's taxonomy places the organism in Eukaryota, Fungi, Basidiomycota, Agaricomycetes, Boletales, Coniophoraceae. The record is from RefSeq and is a predicted model, not a curated record.
GGGUACACCUACACCGGCUCAGGCACCAACAGCCAGGGUAAUCACUACUGCUCUCGCGACUACGGUGACUCUGGUUCUGGUUACCACUACUCCAACACCGAUGGGAGCUACUACUACAGCAACCCAAACGGGUCCACGUACUAUGACAGCGGUUCUGGCUACUCUCAGUACACGUCUCCCAGUGGAGACACGACCAAAUCA